UGUUCCCAUCUGCAGGGACAGAACAGGAAUCCUGCCAAGGAGGUCCAUAUCGUGUGGAAGACCCUCCUGAUCAAGUGGGACAGAAGCAGCACCUUCUUGUGUCUGUGAGAGGAAACCAUCAGUGUCAAUGUAUCCUUCUGCUGGGCCAUUCCUGCUGCAUUUGUGAAGUCUGCUAAAGGUUACCAGCCUCUGGUUAAGCAUGUCGGCUUUGCAAGACCAUCCAUCUCCAAACAGCUCUUUGCAGACAUCCAACUUUGCACAUGUGAUCUUUCAGAAUGUGGCCAAGAGCUACCUUCCAAGUGCUCCUCUGGAAUGCCACUACACCCUGACCCAAUAUAUACAUCCAAAUCCGAAAGACUGGGUUGGCAUUUUUAAGGUUGGAUGGAGCACUGCUCGAGACUAUUAUACCUUUUUGUGGUCACCUAUGCCUGAGGACUAUGUGCCCGAUUGCACUCGCGACUGUGUGCUGACAUUUCAAGGAUACUAUCUCCCUAAUGAUGAUGGAGAGUUUUACCAGUUCUGCUAUGUGACACAUAAAGGGGAAAUCCGGGGAGCAAGCACACCUUUCCAGUUCCGGUCAUCUUCUCCUGUAGAUGAGUUGUUAACCAUGGAAGAUGAAGGUCAUUCAGACAUGUUGGUGGUGACUACGAAAGCUGGCUUGCUGGAGCUGAAAAUCGAAAAGACAAUGAAGGAAAAGGAAGAGCUGCAGAAGAUAACCGCCAUUCUAGAGAAGGAGACAGUCCAGCUGAGGCAACAAGUGGAAAACCUGGAGAGCGAGCUGUCACGUGAAAGAGAGUGUUCUGAGCAACUGUCUUCAGAACGAGAUCAAAUGCUCCAGACAACUGAAAACCUGAAGUCAGAAGGUGAAACCGAGAAGAAAGCAUGUCAGGAAAUGUCUGCAAAAAUCCUUCAGCUUGAAGAAGACCUUUUGUCUGUGACUCAGAAAGCCAUAGAAAAGGAAACUGAAUUAGACAGCCUGAAAGAUAAAUUGAAGAAAAUGAAACUGGAAAGAGAGCAGUUGGAGUUUCAAGUAAAGAAUGAGAAGGAUGAAAAGGAAUUGUACAAGGUUCACCUAAAAAAUACUGAAAUCGAAAACACUAAACUGCUUACUGAGGUGCAGACACUGAAAAAUUUAGAUGCAAAUAAGGAGAACUUAAUUUCACACUACAAGGAGGAGCUUGGUAAAACGAAGCUGUGUUUGGAUGAUAAGGACAAGGUGUGCAAGGACCUGCUUCUGAACUGUGCAGAGAAGGAAGACAUUGGUUUAAUAAAACGGCAGCUUCGUAAGAUUCAAGAUGAACAUCAAGCCAGCAGACAAGAGGUUUCCUUCAUGUCCAGAGAACUUAGUGAUGCAGUAACUGUACGAGAUAAAACCAUGUCUGACCUGCAUACAUCACGCCUUGAGACAGAGAGUGUGAAGAAGCAGCUUGCUGAUGCUUUGUCUGAGCUGAGCAUACGAGACACACAGCGGCAAAUGACUACAGUCUAUGUGAAAAAGGAACAGGACACAGAGACCGGCAGAGUGGAGCAAGAGCUUCGAAAAGAGGUUGAAGACCUGAAGUUGAGACUACAAAUGGCAGCCGAUCACUAUAAAGAUAAAUUCAAGGAAUGCCAGAAACUCCAGAAGCAAGUUGUAAAGCUCACAGAGCAGCUUAAGAAUGCAGAAGAGAAACAAAAGGGGGUAGAUGUACAUGUGUUGUGUCAGGCAGCAAAUACAGAGGCUUCAAACUUUUCUCCAUCAGUGAAUCCAUUUUCUUCUGACUGUGUACCAGAAUUUGUGAUAAAAGAACAAGUGGCAGACAUGAGCAAAGAAAUUGCAGAGAAAAGCGAAAAAUAUCUGAAAUGCAAGCAAAUGUUGGCAGAAGAAAAGGAGAAGUGCAGUGCUUUAGCUGAUAGUGCUGGCAAGAUGGAGGUAAAGUGGAAGGAACAGCUGAAAGUGAAUGAAAGCAUCAAGCUACAGGUAGCAGCUAUUGAAGACCAGUAUAAGAUUCAGUCAGCGGAGAAGGACCGGGAGAUAUCGGAACUCUCCUGCCAUGUUGAAGUAUUGCUAAGUGAAAAGGGCAGACUGGAGGACACUGUAAAGGAACUGGAAAUAAAUUUGGAAAGACUGUCGGAAAGGAUGGCCAGUGGUCACACAUUAUCAGGAAGCAGCUCCCAGGGUUUACAGUUUUUCAAUCCGUACUGUGAAGAGCACAGAUCUGUUCCCAUCAUCCCAAUCCAGCCACCUGUACUGCAGUUUGGAAAUCCAUAUGCAUCCCAGUCAGCAAGAGAUGGGGCAGAUGGUGCUUUUAACCCAGAUGACGUCCAGGGGCCUCCAGCACAGGCACCUUUAUGGGAAUAUGAAAGCAAGGUAGUCUGCAGUCAGCCUGCUCGCAACCUCAGCCGGCCGGAUGGCUUGGAAGAUCCUGAUGAUAACAAUCAAGAUAAUGAUGACAUGAACUUUCAGCUGGACCAGGAUCCUCCCAGCUACCCCGGACAAGAGCAAUCUGGCUUCUGCUUUGAUCCAAGGUACACCAUGCAGAGGAAGUGUCCACUGUGCACUAUGGUGUUUCCACCAAACUAUAAGCAGAGCCACUUUGAGGAACACGUGGAGAGUCACUGGAAAGUAUGUCCUAUGUGCAAUGAGCAGUUUCCUCUGUACUGCGACCAGCAAGCGUUUGAGCGCCACGUCCAGACACAUUUCGAUGGCAACAUCCUAAAUUUUGAAUAGGCUUGGUCUGCUCAGUGUAUAAUGUUGUAGCAUGGUGAAAGGCUUACCUUAAAAG
Molecule: messenger RNA, 2765 nt
Organism: Nanorana parkeri
Lineage: Eukaryota; Metazoa; Chordata; Amphibia; Anura; Dicroglossidae
Gene: TAX1BP1
Product: Tax1 binding protein 1
Exons: 18
Coding region: 200-2710 (836 amino acids)
Source: RefSeq, a predicted model, not a curated record